GGAACUACAGUACCCAGACCGCACCAGUCCAGCCUACAGUGCAUUCUGCUGCUUAUCCGGGGAUGUCACACCGCUGCUAUUUUCUCCCCUCAGUCCCUCUCACUCUCAACCUACAGCUCAAGCGGACUGACACGGGGCUUUGGAUAGAAAGAAACGAACAAUAAGGCACGAAACAGGGGCCAACAUGGCAGAGCUCGGAGCGGGAAGCCUGCCGUUGGGAGAUCCUGCUUUUAAUUACCAGGAACACGAGCUGAACGAGCGACUGAAGCGGCUCUACCCAGCUGUGAACGAGGAGGAGACCCCUUUACCCCGAUCCUGGAGCCCCAAGGAUAAAUACAGCUACAUUGGGCUGUCACAGAACAACCUGCGGGUCCAUUACAAAGGCCAUGGUAAGAACCACAAGGACGCAGCCUCGGUGCGAGCCACACACCCAAUCCCUGCCGCCUGCGGGAUCUACUACUUCGAGGUCAAGAUUGUCAGCAAAGGCCGAGAUGGGUACAUGGGCAUCGGCCUGUCCGCCCAGGGAGUCAACAUGAACAGACUGCCUGGAUGGGACAAGCACUCGUACGGCUACCACGGAGACGACGGACACUCCUUCUGCUCCUCCGGGACCGGCCAGCCGUACGGCCCGACGUUCACGACGGGUGACGUGAUCGGCUGCUGCGUGAACCUCAUCAACAACACUUGCUUCUACACCAAAAACGGCAUCAGUUUAGGUGUGGCCUUCACAGACCUCCCUCCCAACCUGUACCCCACGGUGGGGCUGCAAACUCCGGGAGAGAUCGUAGACGCCAACUUUGGCCAGCAGCCAUUUGUCUUCGACAUCGAGGACUACAUGAGCGAAUGGCGGGCAAAGAUCCACGGCAUGAUCGCCCGCUUCCCCAUAGGAGAGAGGCUGGGGGAGUGGCAGGCUGUCCUGCAGAAUAUGGUGUCUAGCUACCUGGUGCAUCACGGUUACUGUGCCACCGCAACAGCCUUCGCCAGAGCCACCGAGACCCUGAUACAAGAGGACCAGACAUCUAUAAAGAACAGACAGAGAAUACAGAAGCUGGUGCUGGCGGGACGGGUGGGCGAAGCCAUAGAGGCUACUCAGCAGCUUUACCCCAGCCUGUUAGAACACAACCCCAACCUACUAUUCAUGUUGAAGUGUCGCCAGUUCGUGGAGAUGGUGAACGGCACAGACAGCGAGGUCCGCUGCCUGACCAUCCGCUCCCCGAAGUCCCAGGACAGUUACCCAGGGUCGCCCAGCCUCAGCCCCCGCCACGGAGCCAGCAACACACACCUGCACGCCGGAGGAGCCGACAGCCCGACCUGCAGUAACGGAGUGACCCCCCCCGACAAGUCAAAGAGCCACAGCGGCACCGGCGCCGGUGGCAUCAAAUACCCCAGCGUGUCCUCCUCCGCCUCCUCAUCCACCUCCUCCUCCCCGUCCUCCGUCAACUACUCCGAGUCUAACUCCUCCGACUCCACCAAGAGCCAGCCGCACAGCACCCAGGAAACCAGUGACAGUGAGAUGGAGAUCGAAGCAGAGCACUAUACCAACGGGGUCGUCGAGGGCUCCUCGGCGCGGAUCAUGAAUGGCACAUACAAACACGAAGAGAUCCUUCAGCCUGAUGACAACAGCAUUGGCAAUGGGGUCACAGCAGAUGAUGGUUGUAGUAAUGGCAGACAGCUGUGUGGAGGGAACCAGGCAGCCACAGAGAGGAUGAUCCAGUUCGGACGGGAGCUGCAGGUGCUCAAUGAACAGCUGUGCCGCGAGUACGGCAAGAAUGCCACGCACAAGAAGAUGUUACAGGAUGCAUUCAGCCUGCUGGCGUACUCGGACCCGUGGAACUGCCCCGUGGGCCAGCAGUUAGACCCCACCCAGAGAGAAUCCCUCUGCUCUGCACUCAACAGCGCCAUACUGGAGUCCCAAAAUCUGCCCAAGCAGCCUCCGCUGAUGUUGGCGCUCGGCCAGGCCACCGAGUGUGUUCAGCUAAUGGCCCGGGUCCGGUCCGGCUCAUGCUCCUUCGCCAGAGUCGACAACUUUUUGCACUAGCCCAGGUCCAGGUUAAUGUUAAGUAACACGGCGAGAAGGCAUGUCCAGCAGGUAGUUGUCAUGGCGACGGAGGAAAGAGCAUGCGUGUGAUUGGUGUGUUUGGCUGUCCGUCAGACCGAGAGCCAGCGGCACAGACAGAGGAGCAGAGGAGAGCGGCAGAGAAGAAAGCUUCCUUUUUAAUUUAGUAUUAUUAAAUAAAGACAUGUGUGACACUA
Cyclopterus lumpus (lumpfish) is the source of this 2253-nucleotide messenger RNA. RefSeq names its product RAN binding protein 10 (gene ranbp10). The coding region runs from base 185 to 2038 and encodes 617 amino acids. The transcript has 15 exons. Gene Ontology annotation, cellular component: cytoplasm. Gene Ontology annotation, biological process: cell surface receptor signaling pathway; cytoskeleton organization. The record is from RefSeq and is a predicted model, not a curated record. NCBI's taxonomy places the organism in Eukaryota, Metazoa, Chordata, Actinopteri, Perciformes, Cyclopteridae. Gene Ontology annotation, molecular function: protein binding.